Messenger RNA from Arvicola amphibius (Eurasian water vole), 2900 nucleotides. It is a transcript of the gene Tgm1, whose product is annotated as transglutaminase 1. NCBI's taxonomy places the organism in Eukaryota, Metazoa, Chordata, Mammalia, Rodentia, Cricetidae. The coding region runs from base 283 to 2730 and encodes 815 amino acids. Gene Ontology annotation, molecular function: protein-glutamine gamma-glutamyltransferase activity. The record is from RefSeq and is a predicted model, not a curated record. The transcript is spliced from 16 exons. Gene Ontology annotation, biological process: peptide cross-linking.
UGGUGAGGCCGAGGUCGAGACCCAAGGAGAGCCUCCCUAAAGAUGCCUAGCUCCUCUCUGCCAUGGGGCUGUCUUAAUGACAUCUCUGAUGUUCCUCCCAGAGCUAGAGUCAGGAAGUACAGAAGCCUGGGGUACUGGGAUCUUCCAGGCUCAGAGACCAUCUCUACAAGGCCAAGCCUGCUGGGUACCAGAAGUAAGCGAGCGUCUCCAGCUUCGAAAUAAAUCUGCCCUACAGGGCUGAGAGUGGAAGAGGAACCCCUCUCUGUGCGCUCUGAACUCGCGAUGUGGCACGAGUCAGGCACAAUGGAAGGUCCUCGCUCAGACACGGGCCGCUGGGGUUGGAACCCCUGGCAGCCCCCUACCACCCCGUCGCCGGAGCCAGAGCCAGAGCCAGACAGACGCUCGCGUUCCCGCCGAGGAGGAGGCCGCUCCUUCUGGGCUCGCUGCUGUGGCUGCUGCUCCUGCGGGAACAGAGCUGAUGAUGACUGGGGGCCUGAACCAUCUGGCUCCAGAAGCCGAGGGUCCAGCUCCCGGGGCGGCCGGAGACCUGAGUCUCGGGGCAGUGCUGUGAACGCAGCUGGAGAUGGCACCAUCCGAGAGGGAAUGCUGGUUGUGACUGGUGUGGAUCUACUGUGUUCACGCUCGGACCAGAACCGCCGAGAGCACCACACGGAUGAGUUUGAGUAUGAUGAGUUGAUUGUGCGCCGUGGGCAGCCCUUCCACAUGAUCCUCAUCCUGAACCGAGAAUAUGAGUCCUCUGAUCGCAUUGCCCUCGAACUUCUCAUCGGAAACAGUCCCGAGGUGGGCAAGGGUACCCACGUGAUCAUCCCGGUGGGCAGAGGGGGCAGUGAUGGCUGGAAGGCCCAAGUGACCAAGACCAGUGGACACAACGUGAACCUGCGUGUCCAUACCUCCCCUAAUGCCAUCAUCGGCAAAUUUCAACUCACUGUUCGCACACGCUCUGAAGCUGGAGAGUUCCAGUUGCCCUUUGACCCCCGCAAUGAGAUCUACAUCCUCUUCAACCCCUGGUGCCCAGAGGACUUGGUGUACGUAGACCAUGAGGACUGGCGGCAGGAAUAUGUGCUUAAUGAAUCUGGAAGAAUCUACUAUGGGACAGAAGCACAGAUUGGCGAACGGACCUGGAAUUACGGCCAGUUUGAUCACGGGGUGCUGGAUGCCUGUCUGUACAUCCUGGAUCGGAGGGGGAUGCCAUAUGGAGGUCGUGGGGACCCAGUCAGUGUCUGCCGGGUCAUCUCUGCCAUGGUGAACUCCCUGGAUGACAAUGGAGUCCUGAUUGGGAACUGGACUGGCGAUUACUCUCGAGGCACCAACCCCUCAGCGUGGGUGGGCAGCGUGGAGAUCCUGCUUAGCUACCUACGCACCGGCUAUUCUGUCCCCUAUGGCCAGUGCUGGGUCUUUGCCGGUGUUACCACCACAGUGCUGCGAUGCCUGGGCCUUGCUACCCGUACGGUCACCAACUUCAACUCCGCACACGACACAGACACAUCCCUCACUAUGGACAUCUACUUCGAUGAGAACAUGAAGCCACUUGAGCAUCUGAACCACGAUUCCGUUUGGAACUUCCAUGUGUGGAAUGACUGCUGGAUGAAGAGGCCAGAUCUGCCCUCAGGCUUUGAUGGGUGGCAGGUUGUGGAUGCCACACCCCAGGAGACCAGCAGCGGCAUCUUCUGCUGCGGCCCCUGCUCGGUGGAGUCCAUCAAGAAUGGCUUGGUCUACAUGAAGUAUGACACACCCUUCAUUUUCGCCGAGGUUAACAGUGAUAAGGUGUACUGGCAGCGACAGGAUGAUGGUAGCUUCAAGAUUGUGUAUGUGGAGGAAAAAGCCAUUGGCACGCUCAUUGUCACAAAGGCAAUCAGCUCCAAUAUGCGGGAGGACAUCACCCACAUCUAUAAGCACCCAGAAGGCUCAGAUGCAGAGCGGAGGGCUGUGGAGAAGGCUGCCGCCCAUGGCAGCAAACCCAACGUGUAUGCCACCCGGGACUCUGCUGAGGACGUGGCAAUGCAGGUGGAGGCACAGGACGCUGUGAUGGGACAGGAUCUGGCAGUCUCCGUGGUGCUGACCAAUCGCGGCAGUAGCCGCCGCACCGUAAAGCUGCACCUCUACCUCUCUGUUACCUACUACACUGGUGUCACUGGGCCUACCUUCAAGGAGACCAAGAAGGAAGUGGCACUAGCCCCAGGAGCCUCGGACUCUGUGACCAUGCCUGUGACCUACAAGGAAUACAGGGCCCACCUCGUGGACCAGGGGGCAAUGUUGCUCAAUGUCUCAGGUCACGUCAAGGAAAGUGGGCAGGUAUUAGCUAAGCAGCACACUUUCCGUUUGCGCACCCCAGACCUCUCUCUUACGUUACUGGGCGCAGCAGUAGUUGGCCAGGAAUGUGAAGUACAGAUCGUGUUCAAGAACCCCCUGCCUACCACCCUCACCAACGUCGUUUUCCGGCUUGAAGGUUCUGGGUUACAGAGACCCAAGGUCCUCAACGUUGGGGAUAUUGGGGGUAACGAGACAGUCACACUGCGCCAGACCUUUGUGCCUGUGCGACCAGGCCCCCGCCAGCUCAUUGCCAGUCUGGACAGCCCACAGCUCUCCCAAGUACAUGGUGUCAUCCAAGUGGACGUGGCCCCAGCCUCUGGAGGCCGUGGUUUCUCAGAUGCUGGAGGUGACAGUCGCCUAGAGGAGAGCAUACCAAUGGCAUCUCGAGGUGGAGCUUAGCCCUGGGCCAGGAGCAAUGGAACUGGAAUCAGAUGAACAAGGACAUUACCCCCAACAUGGGGGACCACCACAAAGUAGCUCCCCAGGCUCAGGAAGGAAGGCUGGGGCACCUGGGGAAGCAGUCGAUCUUCACCUGUGAUGAUAAUAAACUAUUGUUUCUUUUUUUUUAA